Myotis myotis is the source of this 1060-nucleotide messenger RNA. RefSeq names its product dihydrouridine synthase 4 like (gene DUS4L). The record is from RefSeq and is a predicted model, not a curated record. NCBI's taxonomy places the organism in Eukaryota, Metazoa, Chordata, Mammalia, Chiroptera, Vespertilionidae. Gene Ontology annotation, biological process: tRNA processing. Gene Ontology annotation, molecular function: tRNA dihydrouridine synthase activity; flavin adenine dinucleotide binding.
AUUUGAAACAAAUUUGUGUUCAUGAAGAAUGACUGCAUACAAACCACAAUAUGUCAAGAGAAAAAAGAUCCAAUAGAACUGUUUCAUUCUGGGCAGCUGGUAAAAGUCUCCGCCCCAAUGGUUCGAUAUUCAAAGUUAGCUUUUAGAACACUCGUAAGAAAGUACAAUUGUGAUCUGUGCUACACACCAAUGAUAGUGGCUGCUGAUUUUGUCAGAUCUGAAAAAGCCAGAGACAGUGAAUUUACCACAAACCAAGGUGAUUGCCCAUUGAUUGUUCAGUUUGCUGCUAAUGAUGCAAGACUUUUAUCUGAUGCUGCUCGUAUAGUCUGUCCUUAUGCGAAUGGAAUAGACAUUAACUGUGGUUGCCCUCAGAGAUGGGCAAUGGCUGACGGUUAUGGAGCUUGCUUAAUAAAUAAGCCAGAGCUUGUUCAAGAUAUGGUGAAACAAGUAAGAAAUCAAGUGGAAAAUCCCAGAUUUUCAGUAUCUAUUAAAAUAAGGAUCCAUGAUGACCUUGCAAGAACUGUGGAUCUUUGUCGAAAGGCUGAAGCAACGGGAGUUUCCUGGAUUACAGUCCAUGGAAGAACUGUUGAAGAAAGACAUCAGCCAGUUCACUAUGAAGCCAUUAAAAUAAUUAAGGAAAAUAUGUCUAUACCUGUUAUUGCUAAUGGAGACAUCAGAAGCUUAAAAGAAGCAGAAAAAGUGUGCCAUAUUACUGGGACAGAUGGUGUGAUGGUUGCAAGAGGACUCUUAGCAAACCCAGCCAUGUUUGCUGGAUAUGAGGAAACCCCCCUGAAAUGUAUCUGGGAUUGGGUUGACCUUGCUCUUGAACUUGGAACUCCGUAUAUGUGUUUCCAUCAACAUUUAAUGUACAUGAUGGAAAAGAUAACUUCAAGGCAAGAAAAAAGAGUAUUUAAUGCUUUGUCAAGCACAUCAGCAGUCUUAGAUUACCUUAUGGACCAUUAUGGGAUGUGAUUGAACUUCCUAAAUUGUUUUAAUAUGUACUUUAAAGGAAUUGUGUUUUUAACAUUUUUAAAUAAAUUUUUUUAUUUUAAUACUAAAA